Messenger RNA from Mugil cephalus (flathead mullet), 2757 nucleotides. It is a transcript of the gene nrf1, whose product is annotated as nuclear respiratory factor 1. The coding region runs from base 213 to 1742 and encodes 509 amino acids. The record is from RefSeq and is a predicted model, not a curated record. Gene Ontology annotation, cellular component: nucleus. The transcript has 12 exons. Gene Ontology annotation, biological process: regulation of transcription by RNA polymerase II. Gene Ontology annotation, molecular function: DNA-binding transcription factor activity, RNA polymerase II-specific; RNA polymerase II cis-regulatory region sequence-specific DNA binding. Lineage: Eukaryota; Metazoa; Chordata; Actinopteri; Mugiliformes; Mugilidae.
UAGAAAGGGGGGAGGGGCACCUGAAGGCACCACCAGUGUUCAGAUCGGUGUUGUGUUGUGUGCGCUCUGUUCGUUGUGUUUGCUGCUGCUGGCUCCCCUCUGUCCUCCAUUAAAGCUCGGCUCCAUCCCGCUGUACGGCGCAGGCCCGAAGUAGCGCAGCCGCUCUGAGUAACUGUACCGUGGAUCUAGCUGCGUACACCAGGUUGCUGAUAAUGGAGGAGCACGGCGUUCACCAGGCGGAGCACAUGACCACCAUCGAGGCCAGCGCCGUCAGCCAACAGGUCCAGCAGGUACACGUGACCACCUACACGGACGCAUCCAUGAUGAGCGCUGAGGAAGACUCCACGUCUUCGCCAGACGACGAUCCGUAUGAUGACACAGACAUCCUCAACUCGGCUGGCACCGAUGAGGUCACCGCUCACCUGGCCGCCGCAGGACCAGUCGGCAUGGCGGCCGCUGCUGCCGUGGCAACCGGCAAGAAAAGAAAAAGGCCUCACAUCUUCGAAUCCAACCCCUCCAUCCGCAAGAGGCAGCAAACCCGUCUGCUCAGGAAACUGCGAGCCACGUUGGAUGAGUACACCACCAGGGUGGGCCAACAGGCCAUAGUGCUGUGUAUCUCUCCCUCCAAACCCAACCCAGUGUUCAAGGUGUUCGGUGCUGCUCCUCUGGAGAACGUGGUGCGAAAGUACAAGAGCAUGAUGCUGGAGGACCUAGAGAACGCCCUGGCUGAGCACGCCCCCGCAGGUGGGGAGCUGGCCUCAGAGCUGCCCCCUCUCACCAUCGAUGGCAUCCCUGUCUCCGUGGACAAGAUGACCCAGGCCCAGCUACGAGCGUUCAUACCAGAGAUGCUGAAGUACUCGACAGGCAGAGGGAAGCCUGGCUGGGGGAAGGAGAGCUGCAAGCCAGUGUGGUGGCCUGAGGACAUCCCUUGGGCCAAUGUCCGCAGUGACGUCCGGACAGAAGAGCAGAAACAGAGAGUGUCUUGGACGCAGGCGCUGCGGACCAUCGUGAAGAACUGCUACAAGCAGCACGGCCGCGAGGACCUUUUAUACGCGUUUGAAGACCAGCAGGUGACCGUGGCGGCCCCCACCCAGCACCACUUGACCGCUGCACAGAGCAUCGCUCACCUUGUGCCCUCACAGACCGUGGUACAGACCAUCAACAACCCCGACGGAACAGUCUCGCUCAUCCAGGUCGGCACGGGGCACACCGUCGCAACGCUGGCAGACGCCUCAGAGCUUCCUGGUGUGACGGUGGCACAGGUCAACUACUCAACUGUGACUGAUGGAGAGUUUUUACAGGUGGAGCAGAAUUGGGCAACCCUACAGGGCGGGGAGAUGACAAUCCAGACCACUCAAGCAUCGGAGGCCACGCAGGCAGUAGCCUCCUUGGCUGAAGCCGCCGUCGCUGCCAGUCAAGAGAUACAGCCCGGAGCUACGGUCACAAUGGCUCUCAACAGCGAGGCGGCGGCCCACGCCGUAGCGACGUUGGCAGAGGCCACUCUACAAGGAGGAGGGCAGAUUGUGCUGGCAGAGACGGCAGCUGCUGUCGGGGCGCUGGCAGGGGUUCAAGAUGCCACAGGUUUGGUUCAGAUCCCAGUCAGCAUGUACCAGACCGUAGUGACCAGCCUCGCCCAGGGCAACCGGCCCGUCCAGGUCGCCAUGGCACCUGUCGCCACACGCAUAGACAACACUGUCACGCUGGACGGCCAGGCGGUGGAGGUCGUGACCCUGGAGCAGUGACAAUUAGGACCUUGGAAGGAGUAGAAAGCACUGAAUGGCCACCUUGGAGAUUUGUCUCUCUUUUCCAAGACAUCACGCUGUGUACAAUGUCAGAUAUAUUUUUAAAUGUACAUACGCAGGGGAGGAAAGCGUGGGUUAUCAAUGCAUUGUGUUUACUAUGUAAAGAUAUUGCUUUUGUUGGCGUUUCUCGAUUAGCUUCAUGUUUUUUGUUUGUUUUAUUUUUUUUUUUUUAGGUCUGUGAUGUUUAGUAUUUAUUUCUUGACAAUUAACCUUAAAACAAAGAUGAACCAAAAAGCCCAGGAGGAAAAAGCCACCACUGCUUCACUCGCUCUGUGUUAACGAUCAUUGUUCUGGAUUUUUUUGUGCUUGACCAUUCUUUUUUUUUGUUUUGUUUUGUUUUUGGGAUUUAAAAUCCAGUGCCAUAGUCAGUAAUAACUCCACCGUUAGUUUUUUUUUUCCCCCCAUAUUCAAAAUUUCUUUCCACCUCAGAUUAAAUCUCUUCCUGAACAGCAUGAGCUGUAGACACUCCCAGACAUUUCCGUCACAUUAAAUGUUGAAAUAUUAUGUUGGAAUAUUGUCUUGUCUUGUGCUGUUCGGUUCUACUGCAGUCCACGCACGCGCCAAAAUUUGCGACGACUCAGGAUAUAUUUCAUCAAGGUGUUUUUCUGUUUAUCUGUUUGUUUUUACUGCUGGAUUGCCGAGCUGUCUUCUUGAAGCUGUCUUUUUGUCUACCAAAUCUGUGUAUUUACAGUGCAUGGAUAGGAGCAGCGCCCCUUGGUAUGUUAUUUUUAACAUGAACUCCUUUGUAUUGUGUCACUACGGGCCUUUGUGGUCGGCUGCAUCAUUUUGUAUGUCCCAAGAGGUCGGUCGUACCUUGGGCAGGAGCUGCACUGUUUGUGAUGCAACAAAAUAAUCGCUUGCCAAGUCUUUGUUUGAUGCAGCUCUCACAGUCGGUUCAACUCUAAACGUGUGUAUUUAAAAGUACAAUAAAAAAAUGGCUGCUGUUCACCACUCA